Molecule: messenger RNA, 1887 nt
Organism: Penicillium pulvis
Lineage: Eukaryota; Fungi; Ascomycota; Eurotiomycetes; Eurotiales; Aspergillaceae
Exons: 1
Coding region: 1-1887 (628 amino acids)
Source: RefSeq, a predicted model, not a curated record
AUGAAAUGCACUUUUGAGUGGAGGGUUACUGAGAACGACAGUAGCUCUGCGUUCAUGGAAGCCGUAUCCGAGGAGUUGUCCGUACUGCUUAAUGUCAACGACACUCAUCACAGCGAUACUACGGAGCACACAGCGCCUGGCAACUCAAGUGAGAACUAUACCCCAGACGAGAAUAAUCCAGAAACUCCUGCUCCAGAAAACAGCCAUCCAGACAAUCGCGCGGAGCAGAACGGCACUGCAGACACAGACAUCCCAAGAAUCGACAACCCAAAAGCCAAGGACCCAAAUAUCAACGUGUCAUAUAGUAUCACACCAGAGAACGAUAUUCCAGACGAUAAAACUUCGGAAAUUACUGCUCCAGUCACCGGCGAUCAAGAAAGCCACCCUCCGGGUAAUAGUGCGCCAGAAUAUAGCACUCCAGGCAUCGAGGUCCCGGAAGCCAGGAGUCCGAAUCAUAGCGUGCCGGACAAUACCUCACCAGUUAUUAAUACUACAGACAAGACCGCAUCUACAAGCAACGGUCUCACGAUUGAAUUGGUCGUGCAGGAACCUGACUUAACUCCUACGAUGGCAACCUUUGAGGCGCCUUACGAUUCACCACCGCCUUCCCCAACCUCAACUGCAAGCUCAGGGUCAAAUUCGGACCCCAUAGCAAGCAAUGCCUCAAUCAAUGCCAUUCCUGCACCACCAUCUCCAAAUCCUCGAGAUCCAACACUCCCCUCAACCACACCACAAUCAGACGCAUCCUCGUUUUCAGAUUCAGAAGAUCUCCGAAGCCCAGCCCCAGAACCAACCGCCGAACGGAAGGAAAUCCCAGCAGAAGAAGGCAUCCUCGAGACAACUCCCGCAACAACUGAACAAGACCUAAUAGCCUCCCUCCACCUAAUCGCCGACUCGAUCGCGCAACAACGCCAAAUAGCCGCAAAAUCUAUCCUCCAUAGCGGCUUCUACUGGUCCAUCCUCGUAAUCGUCUUCGAAUACCUCUACCGCGUCCUCUGGCACACAUCCGCAGACUGGAUUAUGAUCCUACUCCUCUGGAUCUGCUUCGCGAUCGCCACUUUGAGCGGGAUAAAGAUGUGGACGGGUGGAUACCUGGAUGAAGCGGAGCGUGUUGGGCGGUGGUCUUGGCUUUUUGGGAGUAAGUGGGCUUCUAAUUUUGAUGGGGGUUUACGCGCGGAUAAUGAUGAUGGCUGGUCGCCGCUGAGGUGGACUUUGUGUCAGGGUGUUUGGUUUCGGGUUUCUGGUGGUCAUGCUGAGAAGGCCUUGGCUUGGUGUGCACUGAAGAGGGAUGGGAAGAAGAAGGAUGUUCUGAGACAGUCUCUUGGUGGUGUUUGUGAUAUGGGAAAGGCAUGGGAAGAAUACAGUGCCGGUGCUAGCGCUGAUGCUAGUGCUGGACUUGAGAUCGAUGUGCAGAAGGAAAGUUUGGACGAGGGGUGGAUGCAGGAUAAAGUCUUUGUGUCACGCUUCAACGGACGUGUCAUCGCUACACUGGUCAUUCGUAUUAUGCCCGUGGACACCGAUUCAGUGGUCACUGUUUCUCGGAACGAGUACGACUCUGAACCCGAUGUUGACUCAGAUGAGUACUGUCAUCCUGCCCAUUUGGAACCCGUCUUACGGCCAGAGAAGGUGGUUAUCCGGGCUUGGACUGUUCUACAGAAGUAUCGUGGGAAUGGUGUUGGAUUGGGGAUUUUGCAAUUUGCGAUUGAGUAUGCCCGGGAACUUGAGUUGCAGGGUCCGGAGUUUGCGGUUGAUCAUGCGAAUUCUUUGCGUGCUUUGCCGAAGUUUUUUAGUGGGGGAAUGGAUCGAGAUGAUAAGCGGGCGAGGGAUCGACUUGCUAAGGAGAUUCGGAAGUUUGUUGGGGGAGAGGGAAAUGGGAAGAAGGGUUAG